CCGCCGCGGCUGCUGCUGCAGCCGCUGCAGCCCGCGCAGACUGGGAGGGCGGGAGGCAGUUCGGCGGGGCGGGGCGAGCGCGCCGGCCGGAUUCAUUCCUGUGGGGCGCGGGGUAUGGAGGAGCUGUGCGGCCGCAGGCGGAGCUGGGCGGUCUGGAUGGCGGCGCGGACAGUCGUCUCUUUUUGAGGGGGCAGCCCGAGCCCGAGCGGCCGGCGGCGGCGGGGAGAACUAGCCCCCUGGCAGUUUGGUGCUCUGGUUGUCAUAUGUUGGAUGGCAAUAGACAGAACCUACAUCCGUUCUGGGGCGCCGUGAUUAACAUUGAACUUUGGUUCCUGUAACCCUUGCCUGUGUCAAUAGAGUUAAGCUGGAGCUUUGCUCUGAAGGAUAAAUAAAGCACAGCCUCUCAACUGGACAUAAAUGGAUCUAAAGACAGCAGUAUUUAACGCAGCUCGAGAUGGCAAACUCCGGCUUCUCACCAAAUUGUUGGCAAGCAAAUCUAAAGAGGAGGUUUCCUCCUUGAUCUCUGAAAAAACAAAUGGGGCCACCCCACUCUUGAUGGCCGCCAGGUAUGGGCACCUUGACAUGGUGGAAUUUCUCCUAGAGCAGUGCAGUGCCUCCAUAGAAGUCGGGGGCUCGGUCAAUUUUGAUGGCGAAACCAUUGAGGGGGCUCCCCCUUUGUGGGCCGCUUCUGCAGCAGGACAUCUGAAGGUGGUUCAGUCUUUGUUACAUCAUGGAGCGUCUGUCAACAACACGACUUUAACCAAUUCAACUCCUCUUCGAGCUGCCUGUUUCGAUGGCCAUUUGGAAAUAGUCAAGUACCUGGUAGAACACAAAGCUGAUUUGGAAGUGUCAAACCGACAUGGGCAUACAUGCUUGAUGAUCUCAUGUUACAAAGGACACAAAGAGAUUGCUCAGUAUUUACUUGAAAAGGGGGCAGAUGUUAAUAGAAAAAGUGUUAAAGGUAAUACUGCAUUGCAUGACUGCGCAGAAUCUGGAAGUUUGGACAUCAUGAAGAUGCUUCUUAUGUAUUGUGCCAAGAUGGAAAAGGAUGGUUAUGGAAUGACUCCCCUUCUCUCAGCAAGUGUGACUGGUCACACAAAUAUUGUGGAUUUCCUGACUCACCAUGCACAGACCAGCAAGACGGAGAGGAUCAAUGCUUUAGAGCUUCUGGGAGCUACAUUUGUAGACAAAAAAAGAGAUCUCCUUGGGGCUUUGAAAUACUGGAAAAAGGCAAUGAACAUGAGGUACAGUGAUAGGACUAAUAUAAUUAGCAAACCAGUACCGCAGACACUAAUAAUGGCUUAUGAUUAUGCCAAGGAGGUAAACAGUGCAGAAGAGCUAGAAGGUCUUAUUGCUGAUCCUGAUGAGAUGAGAAUGCAGGCACUAUUAAUUAGAGAACGUAUUCUCGGUCCUUCUCAUCCUGACACCUCUUACUAUAUUAGAUAUAGAGGCGCUGUCUAUGCAGACUCUGGAAAUUUCAAACGAUGCAUCAACCUAUGGAAGUAUGCUUUGGAUAUGCAGCAGAACAAUUUGGACCCUCUAAGCCCGAUGACCGCCAGCAGCUUAUUAUCUUUUGCAGAACUGUUCUCUUUUAUGCUACAGGAUAGGGCUAAAGGUCUGCUGGGCACCACUGUUACAUUUGAUGAUCUCAUGGGCAUACUGUGCAAAAGUGUCCUUGAAAUAGAGCGAGCGAUCAAACAAACUCAGUGUCCAGCAGACCCAUUACAAUUAAAUAAGGCUCUUUCCAUUAUUUUGCACUUGAUUUGCUUAUUAGAAAAAGUUCCUUGUACUCUAGAACAGGAUCAUUUCAAAAAGCAAACUAUAUACAGGUUUCUUAAGCUGCAUCCAAGGGGAAAGAAUAACUUCAGCCCUCUUCAUCUGGCUGUGGACAAGAAUACUACCUGUGUAGGGCGGUACCCUGUUUGUAAAUUUCCAUCUCUGCAAGUUACUGCGAUACUGAUAGAAUGUGGUGCUGAUGUGAACGUCAGAGACUCGGAUGACAACAGUCCCCUCCAUAUCGCUGCUCUGAACAACCAUCCAGACAUCAUGAAUCUCCUUAUUAAAUCAGGUGCACAUUUUGAUGCCACAAACUUGCACAAACAAACUGCUAGUGACUUGCUGGAUGAGAAGGAAAUAGCUAAAAAUUUGAUCCAGCCUAUAAAUCAUACCACAUUGCAGUGUCUUGCUGCUCGUGUCAUAGUGAAUCAUAGAAUAUACUAUAAAGGGCAUAUCCCAGAAAAGCUAGAGACCUUCGUUUCACUUCAUAGAUGAUAAUUUGACUGUUGAAGCACGAAUUGGUAACAGGUGUUUCAUAAAUGAGCACUGUUGUGGUAACACCAGCAUUCAUUUAGCUUGAUUUCAUUGUGCUCUCAUUGGCUAAAGCAUUGUAAGCAUCAAAUUCACAGGAUUGGUUUCCCAGUAUUUAAUAUAAAUAUACCAUAUAAUAUAUUGUUUGUGAAUUAUUGAGAAAUGUAAUCUCAUAUUCAGAUUUCUAAAAUUGUCUGCCAAAGGCUUAUCCAUUCUGGUUUUGUUUGCUGUUGGGUGUUUGGGACAGAGUUAACCAUUUUUCAGUGGUGUCUUUAUACUUUUCUGGUUUGUGAAUUUUAUACAAUUGAAGGUCUUUUUUGUGCUUCCUUCUCUUCUCCGAGCUUCUCCCCUGUUUCCACCUCAUUUUUAACUUAACCAUUUCUACUUAUCAAUUUCUUUCCCCUUAUGGAUCCAUGUUAGGUUGUAAAAACUUUAUGGACUUGUUACCAUUUGCAGUUACCAUAAGUGCUUUAUCUUCUCUAUGCACUGGCUUCAACUUGACUGUUGUAUGUUAGCAUAUUUUCUAUGCAGCAGUUGGUCAACUUCAACUCUGAAACACUGUUAAGUAUGUUACAAAGUUCAUUUUACGAAAGUACUCUUGUAGCAUGACAAUUUUUAGAGCUACAGGUUAGCUACCAGAGCUCAAGCUUUUUUUUUGUUUUUUUCUUUACAUCUGAGGUUUCUUUCUCUAAUCCACUGAAAUUAUUGUGUGCUAAAUUUGGGAAACAAAGCUAUUCUAACUCAUUAACCCAGUUGAAAUUUAGGUCUGUCGUCUUAAUAUAUCAUGCAGUAAAAGGAAGAAUCUUAUAAAGUGACCCACCUUUCAUGCUGCGCCAGCAUUGUCCUGCUUGUGCUGAUGAUGUGAUUAGGUGUAGAGAAUUUGCUUAAAUUUAACCUCAAAGUUUAUCACACAGCUUAACGAGUCACACUGAAAUAUUCAGUAAUUGAACUGCAAAUCACUUUUAUUUACAAAAAAAGAGCUGAAGCAUGUCAGUGGCAUGAUGCUUGCCAAGCCAGAUCUAGGCAUCUAGGAUAAUUAAGGUAUUUUUAGUAUGCAAUUUACUGCCAUAGUAUCAAAGGUCAGUAACAGUGUUCCUUCUUUCUUCAAGCUUAAGUAUACCUUUGAAGAUAACUUGCAUGAAUUACUUUGGUCUCAAUUAUUUGUCACCCUAAUUAAACACAAAAGGUUGCAGUGCUUCCUCUUCCCUUACUGAAAAUUAGCUUUUCUUUUCUCUUUCCUUUUCUUUCUCUCUUCCUUUCUUUUCUUUCUUUCCUCCCUCCCUCCCUCCUUUCUUUGUUUUUUUUUGGAUUUUUUUUUUCACAGCUUUGCUAAUGCCACAGAAAGGGCUCUUUUAACUUAAGAAAAAAUAAGUGAAAAGUACUAAAAAAGAUUCAGGUAAUUAUCAUUCAGCACUUUAUUGUUAUUCAGAAUAAAAUUUAUGAUGGCAUAUUUGCCCUGCAAAUGUCUUAAUGAAAGUGUUCUGAAUAAAAAACUCCUUAUUGGUUUGAGGAAAAACUCAGUUUACCUGUGAGUUUAAUGAGCCUGAUCACUUGGAUUUUUGUGUUGACAUUUUAUUCUGAGGGUUGAUGUAGGGGUAUUUAAGGAGUCAUCAUUGCAAACAGUCACAUUAGGUUUAUUUCAUCUUUACUCAAUAAAAAACUUGUAAUGAAGAAUAGUAAAUAAACAAAAAAGCAUUAGACU
This is a messenger RNA of Physeter macrocephalus (sperm whale), 4009 nucleotides long. RefSeq names its product fem-1 homolog C (gene FEM1C). The coding region runs from base 418 to 2271 and encodes 617 amino acids. Gene Ontology annotation, molecular function: protein binding. The record is from RefSeq and is a predicted model, not a curated record. The transcript has 3 exons. NCBI's taxonomy places the organism in Eukaryota, Metazoa, Chordata, Mammalia, Artiodactyla, Physeteridae.